AUGCUGGGCCAUUUCUUUUCAGAACAUAUGGAUGAACGGUACAUACUGAAAAGCGUUGUCGGACAGCCGGCGGAGGGACUGUGUGUGUUGAAGCGAUUCCCGGAUAGUAUUAUACUUGCUAAGGUGAUUAGAAUGUCAGAUUGCAGUCAUUUAACAGCCAAGGUAAUUCCAGGGCCACUCACAACACAUGGUCUCAUGGAGACGGUGAGUCCCGCGAUCUACACAGGGUCAAUGAUCGGCGUCGUGCCACCCAAAGUUUAA
Colletotrichum destructivum is the source of this 261-nucleotide messenger RNA. RefSeq lists its product as uncharacterized. The record is from RefSeq and is a predicted model, not a curated record. Bases 1 to 261 code for a protein of 86 amino acids. The transcript has 2 exons. Lineage: Eukaryota; Fungi; Ascomycota; Sordariomycetes; Glomerellales; Glomerellaceae.